Messenger RNA from Phascolarctos cinereus (koala), 1556 nucleotides. The record is from RefSeq and is a predicted model, not a curated record. NCBI's taxonomy places the organism in Eukaryota, Metazoa, Chordata, Mammalia, Diprotodontia, Phascolarctidae.
CCCUUGGGGGACCCCAUGGGCCCUCACUUUGUGCCAUUCCCUCCUCACACACACACACACACACACACACACACACACACACACACACACUACUCUCAGGUCUUGGCCCUCUGCCAGUACCCAGAUCUCCUGAGCAGCCCAUCCUUCCCAGAAGAUGCCAAGAAACGGGCAAUGAGAAUCUUGCAGGCCUGUGGGGGCCACAGCUCAGGGUCUUACAGCGCCAGUGCUGGUAUCCAGACGAUUCGAGAAAAUGUGGCAAGGUACAUUGAGCAUCGGGACAGGGGCAUUGCUUCUGACCCUGAGAACAUCUUCCUGUCCACAGGGGCCAGCAGUGCCAUCAUGGCAGUGCUGAAUCUGUUGGUGUCAGGUAAAGGAAAGAAUCGGACAGGGGUCAUGAUUCCUAUUCCCCAGUACCCAUUAUAUUCAGCCACCCUGGCUGAAUUUGAUGCUGUCCAGAUCAACUACUGCUUGAAUGAGGAGCAUCAGUGGGGACUAGAUGUGGCUGAGUUGCAGCGGGCCUUAGGUCAGGCCAAAGCUCACUGCCAACCUCGGGUCCUGUGUGUCAUCAAUCCUGGCAACCCCACAGGGCAGGUCCUGAGCCGUGAGAACAUCGAAGCUGUCAUUCGAUUUGCCUAUGAGGAGCAUCUCUUCCUGAUGGCUGAUGAGGUUUACCAGGACAAUAUAUAUGCUGAGGGAUCCCAGUUUCACUCAUUCAAGAAGGUGCUGAUGGAGAUGGGUCCACCCUAUGCCCAGCAGCUAGAGCUCUAAGGGCUACAUGGGCGAGUGUGGGUUGGGGGGGGCUACACAGAAGUAGUGAAUAUGGACCCUGCAGUAAAGCAGCACAUGUUAAAGUUGCUGUCAGUUUGGCUGUGCCCACCAGUGCCAGGGCAAAUUAUCAUGGAUGUAGUGAUGAAUCCCCCCCAACCCGGGGAGCCCUCUUAUCAGCAAUUCCAACAGGAGAAGAAGGCUGUACUGGCAAGGCUGGCAGAGAAGGCCCAACUCAUGAAGAUUUUAAACAAGCAACCUGGCAUCCAGUGUAACCCAGUGCAAGGGGCUAUGUACUCUUUCCCUCACAUCCAGUUACCCCCCAAAGCACUGCAGCGUGCAAAGGAGCUGGGCCAGCCUGCUGAUAUGUUCUUCUGCAAACAACUCCUGGAGGAGACUGGUAUCUGCGUGGUGCCUGGCAGUGGCUUUGGCCAGAAGGAAGGCACCUACCACUUCAGGAUGACCAUUUUCCCCUUCGGAGAAGCUGAAGAUCUUCUAAAGAAACUGAACCAAUUUUAUGCCAAGUUUACUCAGGAAUAUUCCUAAUGGACAGAGACUGAAGGGGAAAGAGGGGUGGGGACCUACUUCUGCCUGUCCCUUAUCCAGCUCUUCUCUGCAAAUAGCUCUUGGGACCCUGCCUGUUUAUGUUUCCUUCCUUUCCCUGUGACUCCCUCUCCCUUCCCUGGGGGCUGUUGGGGAGAGGGUGAGAAAUACAGGGUGGUGGACAGUGCCCAGAGGUGUGCACAGACUUGGAGAGAGGCGUGGUCCCUGGCAUCUCUCUGAGGAUCCUA